UAAACCAGCCAAUGAAAUAUAGAACCCGGUCCAUUGAAUCGGGUCGACCGAAUCAUCUCUUGUUCAUCCACAUCACACACACAGUGUUCAGAAACCUAGGGUUUUAGCUUGCUCAUCUCUCCAAUGGCAGCAACUGCAAUUGCUCUUCACCUCAAACGAAACACAACAACAACAACAACAACAAAUUCUAAUCUCAUCAGAAACUCUAACUCCAUUAAGCUCUUCUCAUCUUCUUCUUCAUUUCCCCAACCUCCUACUAAUGACAACGACGAAACGACGCCGUCUGCUGAUCCCCAAUCGCAGUCACAGCCUUCCUUCACCUCGUAUUUCAAAGACCUCAAAUCAAGUCUCAAACAAACUUCUCAACAAUCUCAACAACCUCGUAUUCCGUUGCAACAGACUCAACAGAAUCCGUUUCAACGGUCACAACAAACUCAAUCGCAGUUCCAACGGCCACAAGCUCCGCCGACGAAGUCGGCAUCGUUCGAUGAGAUAAGGAAGAAUCUGGCCGAGUUUCGUAACCGGACUGCGGCUCCGAUGCCCUCUGGCGUCCAGAACGCGCAGUUUCCGUCUGCGUCUCCGGCUCGGUCUUCGGGAAUUUCGUUUCAGGAGCUUUAUAAUAAGAAUGUGGCGGCGAGAGGGGAUGGGUCGAGUAAUGCUGAGUCGAGAGGAGUGGGGAAAAUGUCGUACGAUAUGAUUCGUGAGAGUAUAAAGGAGCUUAAGAAGAAUAGGCCUGUGGAAGUGAAUAAGGGGAAUGAGAUGGGGAACCGGUCUAAGUUGACUGAUAGUUUGUUUGGGCCUGCGUCGCCGCCUGUUUAUGGAGGGACGGGUGUGUUACCGGCUAAGGUGUUUGGGAAGGAAGGGAGUAAGAAGAAAGAAGGCGAGUCUGAGGAAAUGAAGACUAAGUUUUUGAGGAUGUACACGUACGGUGAUUUAGGGAACAAGUUGAAGAAGUUGAGGCCGGAGGAGGCCAAGGAGAAGAAGGGGAAAUGGUUUUCGUUGAAAGAAUUAAGUGAGAGAUUGAUUAAGCUAAGAGAGGUCGAAGAGAAGGAGUCUGAGGCCGAUCCUAGAGCUUACAGGGAUAUAAGGGAAAGCCUUGAGAAGUUGACAAUGGAUGAAAAAAGAAAAUCGACUGUUCAUAGGAUUGAUAUCUUGGGCCAGCUUGGUGGGAGUCCAAAUUAUAUGAUGUCGCCUCCAAAGGAAAAUUUGGUUGAGAAGUAUUUCCAUCCAGACAAUAUGUCAUCGGCAGAGAAAAUGAAGAUUGAGCUAAAAAGAGUUAGAGAUGAAUUUAAAAUGUCAGAGUCGGAUUGUGGGUCUUCUCGUGUUCAAGUGGCACAACUCACAACUAAGAUCAAACACCUCUCUUCAACUCUGCACAAGAAGGACAAGCAUUCAAGAAAAGGACUUCAAGCAAUGGUUCAACAGAGGAAGAAAUUGCUGAAGUAUCUCAGAAGGACAGACUGGGAUUCAUACUGCUUUGUGCUGGAUAAACUUGGUCUAAGGGACAACCCAGAUUACAAGAACUAGACAAACUUGUAUCCAUGUGUUUUGUAGUUUUUUUUUUGUUUUGUUUGAAGGGAAAUCUCUUCAUCUUUCCCGAUUAAAAGAGUGGAAGGAUGUAUUAAUAUUGUUUAUCAGAACUCUUUUUCCUGAAUUCAGGUUACCCUUUUUGAAAGCAAACGCUACCAAUAAUAAUCGCAACUAUAUAUCUUUUACUGCUUAAA
This is a messenger RNA of Daucus carota subsp. sativus, 1724 nucleotides long. RefSeq lists its product as uncharacterized. Gene Ontology annotation, molecular function: structural constituent of ribosome. Gene Ontology annotation, cellular component: ribosome. NCBI's taxonomy places the organism in Eukaryota, Viridiplantae, Streptophyta, Magnoliopsida, Apiales, Apiaceae. The transcript has 5 exons. The record is from RefSeq and is a predicted model, not a curated record. Bases 124 to 1527 code for a protein of 467 amino acids. Gene Ontology annotation, biological process: translation.